This is a messenger RNA of Elephantulus edwardii (Cape elephant shrew), 849 nucleotides long. It is a transcript of the gene ARMC1, whose product is annotated as armadillo repeat containing 1. The record is from RefSeq and is a predicted model, not a curated record. The transcript is spliced from 6 exons. Lineage: Eukaryota; Metazoa; Chordata; Mammalia; Macroscelidea; Macroscelididae. Gene Ontology annotation, molecular function: protein binding; metal ion binding. The coding region runs from base 1 to 849 and encodes 282 amino acids.
AUGAAUUCUUCCACCUCUACCAUGAGUGAAGAACCUGACGCUCUGUCAGUGGUUAACCAGCUACGGGAUCUAGCAGCAGACCCAUUGAACCGACGAGCCAUUGUCCAGGAUCAGGGAUGUCUGCCAGGCCUUAUUUUGUUUAUGGACCAUCCCAACCCCUCUGUUGUUCACUCGGCUUUGCUUGCUCUUCGGUACUUGGCAGAAUGUCGUGCUAACAGAGAAAAGAUGAAAGGAGAACUGGGUAUGAUGUUAAGCUUGCAAAAUGUUAUACAAAAGACUACAACUCCAGGAGAAACCAAACUGCUAGCCUCUGAAAUCUAUGACAUUCUUCAGUCCUCAAAUAUGGCAGAUGGUGAUAGUUACAGUGAAAUGAAUUCACGUCGAAGGAAAGCUCAGUUUUUUCUGGGAACUACAAACAAACGUGCCAAAACAGUGGUUCUGCACAUAGAUGGCCUUGAUGACACAUCUCGACGAAAUCUGUGUGAAGAAGCGUUACUAAAAAUUAAAGGAGUAAUCAGCUUUACUUUUCAAAUGGCUGUGCAGAGAUGUGUCGUGCGAAUCCGUUCCGAUUUGAAGGCUGAGGCUUUGGCGUCAGCAAUAGCAUCAACCAAGGUUAUGAAAGCUCAGCAAGUUGUGAAAAGUGAAAGUGGAGAAGAGAUGUUGGUCCCAUUCCAAGAUACUCCUGUUGAAGUAGAACAGAACACAGACCUACCAGACUACCUGCCUGAGGAUGAGAGUCCCACGAAGGAGCAAGAUAAAGCUGUGUCCCGGGUUGGCUCCCACCCAGAAGGUGGAGCCAGCUGGCUGAGCACAGCUGCAAACUUUUUAUCCAGAUCAUUUUACUGGUGA